Molecule: messenger RNA, 608 nt
Organism: Cavia porcellus (domestic guinea pig)
Lineage: Eukaryota; Metazoa; Chordata; Mammalia; Rodentia; Caviidae
Gene: Borcs7
Product: BLOC-1 related complex subunit 7
Exons: 5
Coding region: 62-379 (105 amino acids)
Cellular component (GO): BORC complex
Source: RefSeq, a predicted model, not a curated record
CGUCUCUUUUGGCCCCAGUGGCUAACCGUCGCCGGGGCGGAGGCCUCCGAUAGUUGACAGAAUGGCGUCGGCGACACCAGAUUCCCAGGCCCGAUUUGGUCAGUCAGUGAAGGGGCUCCUCACGGAGAAAGUGAAUACCUGUGGAACCGACGUGAUCGCACUUACCAAGCAGGUGCUGAAGGGCUCCCGGAGCUCCGAGCUGCUAGGUCAGGCAGCUCGAAAUAUGGUCCUGCAGGAAGAUGCCAUCCUACACUCGGAAGAUAGUUUACGGAAGAUGGCAAUAAUCACCACACACCUUCAGUACCAGCAAGAAGCUAUUCAGAAGAACGUUGAGCAGUCGUCAGAUCUACAGGACCAGCUGAAGCACCUGCUGAAAUAGACUGGCAUGGAGGAGGUGAUCGCACUUCUUUGCCUGAUGCAGCAAGGAGCCAUCUUGCUCAGCUAUGGGUUUUAUCUUCCAUUUUUGUCUCUAAGGUGUUGAUGUAAUCUCUCCUGAAAAGGAGUGACAUGGUUUGAGUUUUAGAAGCACUUCUUCAGUUGGACUAACCUAUGCUCUUGAAUUUUUAAGUUGCUCUGUUUAUUUGGUAUUAAAGCAAGAUAAAAAUCCA